UAGAUUUCAAGAAUCGCUGCACUCUGGGUGAGACAAUGACCCGUGACUGUGACACUGUCAGGAUUAGGCUUUAAUGAGGAUUUCAUGAACAGACAUUGUUCAUUUUAGAGCUCAGUUGUUCACAUUUUCCGUGGAGUUUCAAGUGACAGGUUUUACUUAAUUUGGAAGCGUUUCAAAGCAACUGUUUGACUUGAUACAGAGUCAGCAAUUUCAGUUGUGUGUUUUACCAAGAAUAAUGGACAACAGGAGUGUGUCAAUCAAGUGACUAACCUUGUAUAGAGACCAUUGUGUGGGAAUGCAGACCUACAGGUAAUUGAAAGCUUUUGGUGGGUGUGGGCUUGGCUUGUGUACCCAUCAGCAAUGGUAGUUAAAGGUGUAACCAAAGUGAGUAUAAGAGGGAGGGGGGAAUUGGAGGUGCAGCCAGAGGGAGAGCCAAAGAGGGUGGAAAUGACGGAGGGGGCGAGGUUUUAGAGGAAAGGGAAAUGAAGGAGUAAGUAAGAUUGUGCCUGCAACACAGAUUCACUCUCUCAGAAUACAGCUGACAUUAAAAGAGGACAGACAUGGUUGGAGACAAACUGGAGGACAGAACAAGGAGCAAGUGAGAAAAACAAGAAAUCAACCAACCUCAGCCUGCUUAUCUUUUCCAUCUAUAUACGGAAACCACUGGAUAAUUUAUAAGCCUCUCCCUCUCGGUCUGUGUUUGUCUGUGUGUGUAUGAGAGAGAGAGGGGGGAUUUGCUGAGCUCACCACCACCAUGCUGUGUCCUGCUGCUGUCAGUGCAGCUGCUGCUGCGUCUGUCUGGCUGCUGGCAGUGCUGGGCCCAGGCCUGUCUCUUCCAGCUGAGGACAACUCAGAGCCAGACUUCAGCCUCUGCAGUCACUGCUUCUACAGACAGACACCUCCUCAGGGAGCUUCUGCAGGGCCACUGCUGCGCCCACUGUGCCACAGACUGCCCAGGGGACAGGCGUUUGCCACUGUGUCUAAGCCGACCUGUGACACAGCUGUCUACUCUGCCUUCCAUCUCAACCAUGGAUGGACAAAGAGAGAGGGAGAGGAGGAGGAAGAGUCUGGGACAGAGGAAGAAAACAACAUUGAAGUAACAGUACCAGCUCUCCUCAGAGGAGGCGGGGAUCCAUCUCAUCCUGCCUCUCCCACAGGCUCCCCUCUUCAGCACUGGGACUCAACAGUCACAACACUGGUUCAGUCAAGCAUCAGUCCUCAGUGCAGUACUUUAGGGGGGGAUCUCUACAUCCUGACCGGGGCGGGAGGUCUCGGGGCUACUGAGGACGGAGAUGAGGAGUGUCAGAUGAAGCCGCUGUGGUCUGCAGUGUGCUGCGCCGUCCCAGAGGGGAGGGGUGGCUUCAGCGUGGGGUUAAUCAGAGAGACGGGGGAAGGGGAGAGGCAAGUGAGCAUGAAGGAGCUGGAGGAGAUGCUGGGAGUGGCAGAAAUGUUCUCCGAAGGCUGUGGACGAGCAGAUGCGGAGACAGUUGGAGUUGUAGCAGGUCUUCACAGUGAGGCGCAACCUGGAAAUAUAGAAAAGAUCAGUGCAAAUGCUCAUGGAGGAGAGAGGGGCGAUAAAGAUGUGGAUUCGGAUGCUGCUGGUCGAGACAUUGAAGGGGAGACUACUCUUGAUGCUCAGCAGGAGGAAGCUGAUGAAGUUUCACGGGAAACUUCAGCAGAUGCAGUGAAAUCAGCGAGCAGCAGUGAAGAGCGGGGUGAUCUGAGGCGUUCACGAGCUGUCAGAUCAGAGUCUCCUGAGUCGUCAGCUGACUAUGAGCCCGUGGAUGAACGAGAGACAGACACAAAUUCCAGCAGCACUCUGGUCUACAUCUUUUCCACCACCAUGUCCAUUCUUAGAGCUCCGCUUUGCCCUGUGGUCUCCACAGUCACGCGGUUACCUGGACAGGUGACAUAUGUUCUUCAGGAAGACCUUGGAGUUCUCUCUGCCCUGCCUGGAGAUGCUUUCUCCCUGCUCCACCUCUUGACCUCUGACCUCUUGGCCUGGAUGGGCUCAGCAGCAGACAUGCUGCUGGGUGUGGGGGAAACCUGCUUCUUCAGUGUCUACUACUGCACCUCGUCAAUGCUGGGAGCCCUGAUGAGCAGCUGCCACACUGGGGUCACCGGCAUGGGGACCCUGGCCGGUGACACAGUGGGGGUAUUUGGUGACGCGUUGGAUAACGCCUGGUGGGUGACCAAGUACUUUGGAGGGCGUCUGUGGGAGCAAAGCGAGGGUUAUGCAGAAACGAUGAUGUCAGAGAUGGGGGGUCAGGCCAAAGCUGUAGGUGGAGGGCUGGGGAAGCUGGCAUGGAGAAGUGGAAAUGGAGUGGGAAAUGUGUUUAGGCUGGGAGGGGGUUUAAUAAUGGGGAUGGUGGAUAUGCUCUUUGGUGCGGUGAGAGAGUCAUUUGGGCAGGAGUCAGAGUGACGGAGGAAAGGACCAGACUCCAGAUAAGGCCAUCGGUAACAAACUUUUUCAACUGUUUUCUCCAGUAUGGGAUUGUAAGUUUUUUCAGCACAUGGAAGCGUGAAAAAAAGGAAAAACAAUGUGAAGGUUGAUGUCGUUUUAUCUGCCUUAGUUGUUACAGAAAGAUUGCCACAUGUGAAUUUCAAAUUUCUUUCUAAUGUAGGUCUUACACUUCACCGUGGAAAGCUGGGUGUUCAAAUAAUUUGCUGUAUUUGAGAGCUGACCCAACUGUGAUUUAAAAAACACUGUGCACACUGUGCUUUCGGAUGUAUUUGUUUAAGACUACUCCUGUAUGAUACUUGUUGCAUGUGUACAUUUGAAUAA
Molecule: messenger RNA, 2785 nt
Organism: Xiphias gladius (swordfish)
Lineage: Eukaryota; Metazoa; Chordata; Actinopteri; Istiophoriformes; Xiphiidae
Exons: 3
Coding region: 755-2422 (555 amino acids)
Source: RefSeq, a predicted model, not a curated record